Molecule: messenger RNA, 1935 nt
Organism: Penicillium verhagenii
Lineage: Eukaryota; Fungi; Ascomycota; Eurotiomycetes; Eurotiales; Aspergillaceae
Product: oxidative DNA demethylase
Exons: 2
Coding region: 1-1935 (644 amino acids)
Biological process (GO): peptidyl-proline hydroxylation; regulation of translational termination
Cellular component (GO): cytoplasm
Molecular function (GO): L-ascorbic acid binding; peptidyl-proline dioxygenase activity; iron ion binding
Source: RefSeq, a predicted model, not a curated record
AUGAAGCGCAAGACAGAUGAAACAGGCUCCCGGGCCAAUGGACUCUCGGGUUCCAAAAAGCGUGCACUCUCUAGCCAAGAAGCCACUGUGCGCUUUCGUGAUGGCUUGUUCGAUACUGCGGAGCAGCAGAAAUACACUGAUGAAUACGCUAAGUCGAGCCCCUACUACCAUGGAGUGAUUCACGAAUUGAUCGAACCGUCGCUGCUGCGAUCCGUCCGCGAAGAGAUUCAAGAGCAGGUGGACUUCACUGAGAAAGAGACCGACAUCUAUAAGAUUUUCCAGUCAGGCGACCUGGCUAACUUGGAUGGCCUCGACGAUUCCUCGCUGUCUAAGCUGCCGUUUCUUCUGAAGCUCCGCGAUGCGAUGUACUCCGCCCGAUUCAGGGAAUACUUGUCUGCCGUGACUGGCUCUGGCAAGCUUAGUGGCCGCAAGACCGACAUGGCUAUCAAUGUCUACACCGAAGGUUGUCAUCUGCUGUGCCACGAUGAUGUCAUUGGAAGUCGACGAGUGAGCUACAUUCUCUACCUGACUGACCCUGAUACCCCCUGGCAAGCGCAGUGGGGUGGGGCCCUGCGUCUUUACCCAACCAAGACUGAAAAAGAUGUCAAAGGAGAGGCAGUCACGAUCCCAAGCCCAGAUUUCAGUCUCUCCAUUCCACCAGCAUUCAACCAACUCAGCUUCUUCACCGUUCAGCCCGGUGAGAGUUUCCAUGAUGUGGAGGAAGUGUACCACCACGGCGAAGGGGAGGACAAAUCGAAGAAACGAGUUCGAAUGGCCAUCAGCGGAUGGUUCCAUAUUCCCCAGGAGGGUGAGGACGGAUAUGAAGAAGGCCUCGAGGAGAAACUGGCCGAGCGCAGCAGUCUUGCCCAGCUCCAAGGUCGCGGUGACAUUUACGAUCUGCCUCAACCGCAGCCUGUAUCAUGGGAGGAACCCGAGGUGGAGGGCAAGGGCAAGGGAAAAUUGGAGGAGCAGACCGAGGGGACCGAAUUCAAUGAAACCGAUCUUGAAUUCCUGGUGCAGUACCUCGCGCCGUCUUACUUGACACCGGACAUUGCCGAAGAAAUGUCCGAGGCUUUUGCUAACGAAUCGUCACUCAGCCUUGAGCGCUUUCUCAAUGAAAAGUUCGCUUCGCGCAUCAGUGCAUAUAUUGAGGACCAAGAAAGACAGACUCUGCCUGCCUCGUCAGAGGAGAUCCAAAAUCAGACCGAGUGGACUGUAGCUCGCCCGCCUCACAAGCAUCGGUACCUGUACCAGCAACCCUCGGCGUAUGAUACAUCGAAUCCCAUCAAAGAAUUGCUCAACGUCGUCUUCCCGUCCCAGGCUUUCCGAAAAUGGCUUGCUCUGAUCACCGGCGUCGACCACCUUCAUAGCCAUAACUUCCUUGCCCGUCGCUUCCGUCGCGGUGCUGACUACACAUUGGCCAGUGGUUACACUGGCGAGGAGCCGCGCUUAGAAUUCACCCUCGGUCUGACUCCGACAACUGGAUGGGAAAAGCAGGAGGACAACGAAGAGGAUUCCGAUGAGGAUCAUGAAAAUGAAGAGGCACAGUCUUUAUCGAAGCCUCAAGAGAAGGUUGAGGCCGAGCUUGCCGAGCAUCCUUCCGUGGGUGGUUACGAGAUCUACAUGGCUGGUGACGACGAUGACGACGAAGAUGAGGAGAAUGAAGAAAAUGCAGACCAGGGGCCCCGGAAGAAGACCAAGGCGGAUCCCGCUAUCUACCGUUCUGCCGGCGCUGACGAGGAUGAUGGAAUUCUCUUCAGCACCCAAGCCGGAUGGAACCGACUCAGCAUUGUGCUCCGUGACAGUGGCACAUUGAAGUUCGUCAAGUACGUGAGUGCAUCUGCCAAGGGAGACCGGUGGGAUAUCAGUGCAGAUAUUGGGGUUGAGUUUGAAGAUGAUGACGAAGAAGAUGAGAUGGAAGACGAUGACGAAUAG